Messenger RNA from Fusarium venenatum, 1464 nucleotides. RefSeq lists its product as uncharacterized. Gene Ontology annotation, molecular function: oxidoreductase activity. The record is from RefSeq and is a predicted model, not a curated record. NCBI's taxonomy places the organism in Eukaryota, Fungi, Ascomycota, Sordariomycetes, Hypocreales, Nectriaceae.
AUGCCUAGAACACAGGAAGGAUAUCUCUGGUGGCAAUCCCACACGGAUAGUGGCCUAGAAACCCAGGCUGUUGUUCCCAGCAGCCAUCAUAUCAAUGAUACCUACGAUGUUAUUGUUAUCGGGGCUGGCUUUGCUGGCCUAGUUGCUGCACGAGAUCUCGCUGCCAAGGGUCUCAGGGUUCUCAUACUUGAGGCUCGAGAUCGCAUUGGAGGAAGGACUUGGACCGCUCGAGCUUUUGGGGAGGAAUUUGAGAUGGGAGGCACCUGGGUCCAUUGGAAUCAGCCACAUCUUUACGCUGAACUUACCCGGUACAAUCUUCACCAUAAUCUGAAGACUUCAAAUGGAACUUUGAAGCCAGAGGUCACUUAUUGGCAGGGAACUGCCGGUAACAAAUCAGCUCUUGACCAGAAGGCUGUCGAAGAUGCUAUGGUAGCCGCUGAGAGACUUGCCAGCAAAGUCUUUUCGAUCGAUGGCUACGCUAGCAAGGAGCUCAUGCCUUAUCCGCAUGACCCAACCCGCCUGGCACCUUUGUGCAAAUACGACCAUCUCAGUAUCCGUGACAGGCUUGAUGCCAUCACUGAUGAGUCAGACGAGAAUAAGGCAUAUUUCCAAGGAUUGACAAACACCUUCGCUACCUCCCCGUCGAACGAGAUUGGCUUCACAGAGGGUCUCCGGUGGUACGCUCUUGGUGGCCACACGUUAACACAGCUAUUCGAAUCGGCCGGUUUGUAUAAGCUUGGAAAUGGCGGAAUGACAUCAUUUGCCAAAGCCAUAUUUGAGGAUUACUCCGGCGCAGCUCUUUUUAGCACCGAAGUCACCAAGAUCAGCCAAACUCCAAACGAGGCUACUAUCACUACCAAAGACGGACGCACUUUAUCCGCAGGUCGUAUUGUCUGCACCAUACCAUUGAAUGUGCUCAAGACCAUUACGAUCGAACCGCCUCUGAAUGCGCUUAAACAAAAAGCACUCGACAAGGGUCACAUCACUGGGGGCGCCAAAAUUCAUUACAAGCUUCGACACAUUACUCCUCCUUGGUAUUAUCAUGGGCUCCCACCUACGCCUUUCUGUUUUGCUUUCACAGAUCACAAUGGGACAAAGAAGGAAAAGGAUGGAACAUACUGCAUUGGAUUUGGACUCAAUGGCUGCUUCCCGGACAUCAAGGAUAGUGAAGAGGUAAUUGGAGCUUUCAACCAUCACAUUGGUGCAGAUAACGAAGUAGACGGUUAUCUGUCACAUGACUGGGUGAAGGAUCCUUUCUCUCGGGGAACGUGGGCUUGUUGGGGUCCUUCAUCCAGCACAGUGUACCUUCAGGAGCUGCAGCUCCCUCAUGGCCGCGUCAUGUUUGCAAGUGGAGAUACGGCUAACGGUUGGCGUGGAUUCAUUGACGGUGCACUUGAGCAGGGCAAGAAGGUGGCCAACGAUGUGUUGCGUGAGCAUUCUAAGAGUCAGAGAGCCAGGCUAUAA